Lucilia sericata (common green bottle fly) is the source of this 7495-nucleotide messenger RNA. RefSeq names its product nucleoprotein TPR (gene Mgtor). Gene Ontology annotation, cellular component: nuclear pore. Gene Ontology annotation, biological process: mRNA export from nucleus; protein import into nucleus. The record is from RefSeq and is a predicted model, not a curated record. Lineage: Eukaryota; Metazoa; Arthropoda; Insecta; Diptera; Calliphoridae. Bases 190 to 7467 code for a protein of 2425 amino acids. The transcript has 7 exons. Gene Ontology annotation, molecular function: structural constituent of nuclear pore.
UUGUAACACUGUAGUAGUUUGCAAAAAAAAGUAAUUUCGUGUAGUCGCAUUUUCUAUACAACGCAAAUAUUAAAAGCCGCAUUAAAUUGCAAUUACAUUAAAAAAAGCAAUAAAUAAAGAAGAAAUUUAAAAGAAAUUCAUUCCAUUCGUAGUUUUUGUGAAAAUAUAUUGUGUAUAUCGACAGUAAAAAUGGAUCUUGGCGGUCCACAAGUAUUAACAAACAUUUUAUCGCCCGAAGAGUUGGAGCAGACACCACAAGGGGUGCAAGAUAAAUUGAAAAAAUAUUUGGAUGAAUUUUUCGAUGAAUAUUGUAAAGAUAAAGCAGCGGCCAAUCGACUACAUGACUAUGAGCUUAAAGCCGACGAGCUACAGGCUCAAAUACAGGACUAUGAAUUAAAGUUACAAAACUACAACCAAAAUGUUACCGAACUUCGUAGUCAAUUGGACACGGUGUCCAAUGAACGCAAACAACUAUUGGAGACCACUAGUUCCUAUGAGAGAGAAUUGUCCACGUUGCGCAAUGAAAAGAAGGCCAUAGCAGACGAUCGUGAUCACUUGUUGAAAGUGAUUGAAAGACAAAAUAGCGAACUAGAACGCUUGCAACAGGAUCUAAAAGCCUACCAACAACAGCUUAAGGCGGCCAUUACUGCCAAAUGUGAGGCAUUAGCUCGCGUAGAUGAAAUCGAGAGUAAAGAGGUGGCUUUGGAUUUCAAGGAACGCCGCAUGGAACAGGAACGCGAAAUGUUGCACAAACAGAUACAAACUCUAUCACAGGAUCUUAAUCGCAAUAUUUCAGAAUUACAAAACAUUAGACGAGAAAAUACCAUGAAUACCAUGCAAUUGGAAGCACGUUUGACCGAGAAGACCGAAGAAGUGAAAAUCAUACAGGUGCAAUGCAAUCAGUACAAAGAAACUAUUGAACGCUUAACACAAAAUAUCCAAGAACUGUCCACUAAAAUGUUGGGUCAAAGUGAGGAAGCUCAGAAGAUGAUGGAUUUCUAUAAGAAAGAAUUAGAUGCCAAAACGAAGUUGUCCGAUCUAUACAAGAGCAAUUGCGAGGACACUGAUAUUGAACGCAACGAAUUGUCUGCCGCUCUAUCCGAUCUUAAGCGCAUGUUAGCCGAAGCCAGUGACCAAUAUGGUGAGCUGGAGACCACAUUUAAGGCCACCCAACUGAAACACGAACAAGAUUUGGAAGAAAAGAACAAAGUUAUUGAAGCGCUCAAAGAUGAAGUUAAACAUGCCAAUGAAUUGCUCAAGGAACUACAAGAUGAAAGUGUAGAAAACGCCAUAUCAAAAUUGGCACCUACCGCCGCAGUGGCUUCACGCUUGAUACGUUCCGAUAUGUCUCUUACCGAACUCUACUCAUUGUAUGUUAAAGCCACGGAAGAAUCAGAAAUGCAGAAGCGUGAAUUGGCUAGAUUGAAUCUUCAACUGAAAACUAUUCUCAGCGAGCUUAAUGAAAAUGCUCCCAUGGUCAAGAAGCAGGAAUUAGAAUAUGAAAAACUCUUGGAAACUAAUAAUAUUCUAGCCCAUCAACGUGAUGAAUUAUUGUCCAAGAAAACCGAUAUGGAAGAAUUGUUAGUUGAUGCCCAUGCCAAAUUGAACCACAUGGAAAGAGAGAACAAAAAGCUCAAACAUUCACAAACAGAUCUCAGUCGCCAGGUCUGUUACUUGCUCAAAGAAAUCGAACAAUUGCGCAUAGGUUUAACAACAGACGGCGCCAACUGUAGUUCUUCACAAUGGGGUAAUAUCACCACCACCGACGAUGUCAUAUCCAAGAAACUGGUAACAUUUAACAACAUCACAGAACUACAAGAAAACAAUCAAAAACUUUUACUGCUCGUCAGAGAUCUAAGUACAAAACUUGAAGAAGCUGAGGCUCUUAAGCAGGAAUUGGACGAGGCUUCUUAUCAAGAGAAACUAGAGAACUACGCCAGUAAAUUCCAAAGCAUGCAGGACACUUUGAAUCAACAAAACAACACCGUAGCCACUUUAGUGUCCAAAUGUGAACGUUACAAGAAAUUGUACUUCGAAUUGCAAAAGAAACUCAACAAACAAUCCUCACCAGACGAACUAAGCGACAUGGAAGAUGAUACUAUGGGCGGUGAAGAAAAUGAAACUCUGAAUGUAUCAGCCCAAUCUCCGGCCGCUAAGAAUGCAAAGUCGAAAGAAUACGAAAAACGUAUACGUGAUUUGGAACAACAAUUACAAGAUGUUAGAGAUAACUAUAAGACCCUCAAGGAGCAGUAUGAGUAUUAUUCACAGGAAAAGAAAAAUAAUGAAAAAAUACUUAACGAACAGUUUGAUUCAAUGCGCACUGAGGUUAGAGAACUUACUUCUACUAAUUGCAAGUUGGUGUCUACACUGGAAUACACCAAAGAGCAAAUCAAAUUGCAACAGAAGAAUAUACAGACUUAUAAGCAGCAGAUACAGGCUUUAGAAGAUCGCAAUAAAAACUAUGAAAAUACCAUUGUCAAACAUGAACAAUCUGUACUCUAUCUUAAGGACGAAAUCAUGAAAUCGCAGCGCAACCAAUCUGCAGCCGAAUCAGAGUCCAGUCGUUUAAGGCAUGAAAAUCGCAUACUAAAGGACACUGUUGGACGUUUGCAAUCUGAAAAGGAAGCAUUUAAUCGUGAGCAACAGAGCCAAUCGUUACUGCUUAAUAAUUUAGAACUUAUUAAAUCCAAUUUGGAGAGAUCUGAAAUGGAAGGCAAAGCCAGACUUGAGCAACGUUUGGAUGAAACUGUGCGGGAAUUGUCGGCUCAAAGAAGAAGAUUCCAGGAGGAAGAAGAUCGUUUCCGUGAAACCACCAAUGAUUUGAAGAGACAAGCUGAUUCGGCCAAAAAACUAAUGGAAGAGGAAAAGUCCCAAGCAGACAAGUUGCGUCUUGAACUAAUCAGCAUGCGAGAAGAACUACAAACCAAGGCUCUACAAAUCGAUGAACUCAGUAAGAAACUUCAAGAAAGUCUUACACCUUCUAAGAACGACAAUCCUAUUGUAUUGGCAAACAAAAAAGCUCGAGAAUUUGAAGUCAAAUAUGAGGAAUCGAAAAUUGAAAUAGAAUCCCUCACAGCAAAUCUGGCCAAGGCAAAGGAGCAUGCCGAUCAAUACUACAAGAUGUCGCAAAGUGCUGAAACCGAAAUUAAAAAUCUGCAUGAAGUUCACACUGAAUAUGUAGCAAAAACAGAGGCAGAAUUGAAAGAACUGCGCACUUCCGAAAUGAAUCUUAAAAAUCGAAUUAACGAACUGGAAGCUGAUUUACAAUUGGCUACUGUUAUAGAAGCACCCGUAACGAAUAAUGCCCCUGCUGAACAGAUAAGAAAACUGCAAGAUGAACUUAAAGAUUCUCUACAAAAAGUAAGUGAAUGCAAUCGCAAUUUACGCACUCUAAGAGCUGAAAAUAUUACACUGUCAGAAAACCUGAACAGUGUGGAAUCUAAAUAUGCCAAUGAAAUGAUAUUACAUUCGGCUGAUAUCCAAGAACUGGGUAAAGUUAAGCAAGAAUUGGUGAAGAUACAAAGCCAAAUCAAAGAACUUACCAUGGAUAGAGAUAGUGCCAAGUCUGCUUUGGAGGAUGUCAAGCGUUCGCAAGAAGAAAACAUUGCUCUAUUACGCAAAGAAAAAGAAGAGUUCGAAAAACGCGUAGAAGAUCUAAACUCUUUAAAUGCCAAUCUUCACGAUCAAAUCGAAGCUCUAUCUUCUAAACUGACCGCCAUUAGUCAGUCGGCACCAGCCGGAAAUCUCAAUGAUUCUGCCAUGGAUACCUCAACUACCGAUUUAAGCCGUUCCAUGUUGGAUGCAGAAGCUGAAAAUAAAAAUAACGAACAAUUAUUGCAAAUCAUAAAGUUCUUACGUAAAGAAAAAGAUCUAACCGUGGCUAAAAUGGACAUAUUAAAGGCUGAAAACACAAGACUCUCGUCAGAGUUCACCAUCUUACAAAAGAAAAACGAAGAGUUGCAAGAUUUCCUUAAUCGUGAACGUUCCAAGACCGAUACAAAUCUUAUUUCGGCCUCCAAACAUGAGGAAAUUUUACGUAAAAUCGAAACCUUAAAUGCUGUUACCGAUAGCAAUCGCGUUUUGCGUGAAGAACGCAAUGCUCUUACUCAACGUGUUAAGGAGUUAAAUGAACGCAUUAGUGCUUUAGAGGAUGAACUGUUCCCAUUGCAAACACAAAAUCGUGAUCUUAACACCAAGAUCGAUGAACUUAACUCUGAAAAUAGUUCAUUGCGUACAGAGGCUAUGAGAUGGCGUCAAAGAGCAAAUGUCUUAGUUGAAAAGAGUAACAAGAAUCCCGAAGAAUUCAAACGUUUACAGACAGAGCGUGAAAACUUGGCCAAAAUGCUAACGGCCGAAAAAGAACAAAUCAAAUCGCUUAACGAAGAAUUGCAGGGAGUUAAGGGUGAGAAGGCGCGCCUUGAAGCAGAAUUAGCUUCAUUGGAGAGACAGCUUCAUGUAAUGACCGAAGAUAAGAAGAGUUUGAAUGCCGAUGUCGCCACUAUGAAACAAACCAAUUCCCGCCUCAUGCAAGAGGUCAUGGAGUUGAAGAACAAGCUGUUGGCUAAGGAAGAAGCCGUACAAAAGGUCACAGAAGACUUGGAGUCUAAAGAACAAUUGCUGCAAGAUUCUAAAAAUAAGGAAGUUCAAAUACGCAAAAUCGCCAAACGCUACAAAGAUUCUUAUUUGGAGUUACUAAACAAAACUCCUGCUUCAGCAGCGGCAGGUGGAGAUGCUGCCAACAAUACUGCCGGUCAAGAUGGCAUAGAAUUAGGCGGAGCCAAUAAUAAUCCUGAAGCAGCCACAAAAGCCGAGUUGGAACAACAACGUAGCACAAUUGAAAGUCUUAAUGGCGUCAUACGCACCAUGCAAGAGGAAAACGAGAAAAUACGCAAAGAACAUGAAGAUCUUAAGACUUCGAUAGAAAUCGAUGAACGCACUAAAACUUUAUUGCGUGAGGCUAAAACUCACAUUGUUAGCUUGACCGAGUCACGUAAUGUGGUCAGCAGUGAAUUGGCCGCAACUAAAACUAAAUUGCUUCAAAGUACCGAGGCACAUGAGGCGGCCAUUAAUGAAAUGAAAUCACAGUACGAAGAUACUUUGGCUCGUUUGGAGCGUGAGCUGAUGGAGCAAAACAAUCGCAAUAAAGAAGAUGUUCAACGUUUGACCAGAGAAAAUGAGUCUCUUAUAAUGCGCAUCAAUCAGUUAAACCGCCAAUUGGGUUUACAACAAUCUGCCAAACCCUCCACUUCAUCAGUGGCUUCAGAAAAGGGUUCAAUAUCUGAUUCGUCGCCACGAACUGCGAAUGUUAAACCCAUGUCGGGUACAGCUUCAGUGCAGCAAUCGGCCACUGUUACACCCUGGCGUGGCGGAGAAACACCUUUGGCCAGCAUUAGACCUAUAUCAGUGCAAAAUACACGUACAGCUGCCAUUCUACCCACCAGUCAACAAAGUUCUUCGACUGGCAGUAAUGUAGUGGCUGGAACAUCGACAUCCUCCACCUCUACUUCGUCGACUUCAACACCUUCAAGCACACCCUCUUCUGCAGCGGGCAGUAGCAAUACUGCUUUAGUACCGCCACAACAACAGGUACAUACCACUGGUAGUGCUUCUUUGGAAACCAUGUCUUCAUCUCCAACAUCAUCACACACCGACUACAUGCCAUCAACCAGCAGUUCAGCCUCUGUAGCAGUUGCCGCUGUUCCACCCAUGGGUUCAGCUUCAGCCGCUGAAAGUUCUCAAGAAGCCGAAAGUAUCCAGCAACCACAACAGAAUGAGCCACAGGCCCAUGUUAGUGGCGGUAGUGGCAAUCAGGCACAAGUUGUUGCUCUCGUUUCGCCUAGAGUAGAAGGCUCUGCUCAGUCCGCUCCUUCGGUCAAUGUACAGCUUAUACAAGAUCCCAAUAAUCCACAACCCAGUACUUCGGGAUCCACUGGUUGUUCUUCGCAUAUUGCAGUCAGUAGUCACAAUCGGCACACACCGUCCAGCAGCAAUGUUACAACUACCCAAGCAGGUUCUUCGGCUGGACACAAACGUCCUAGGGAAUUGGAGGGAGAAUCGUCCACAACUGCCGAUGAUUCGGAUAAAUCAUCAUCAGCUAAACAUCCCAAACGUAUGAGAGCGCCAAUGCACAGUGCAGAAGCCGCAGUAAUGACAGCUGGUGUUUCCGACUCGGGUAUUGAUGUCGAUCAAGUACCAACCUCAUCUCAACGCGAUCAAGAAGACGAUGUUGUCGUUUUAGAUUCUGAAGAUGAUGGCAUGGCAGAAGCCGAGGCCGAUGAGGGUGGUCCCACCGAUGGCGAUGGUGAACACGAAGUUUACGAAGACUACGAUCAAGAUCAAGAUAUGGACGAAAAUGAAUGUCCUGAAGUAAAUGAGAGCAACUUACGCCACGAAGCUGGUGAAGCCGACAACAAUGAAGUAGAUGUCGAUGAAGAUUUAGAAAAUCACGGACAAUGCUCGUCAGCCGGAGCGGCUGGUCAAGCAGAUAAUGAUCCUUAUGCAACUGGUGCCAGUACAAGUGCUGCAGCAGCUGCUGCUAUGGCCAAGGCUCAUAGCCAACAGGACAAUAAUCAACAAAGUCAAGCCAUCAGCAGUGGCAGUGGAGAAUCGCCACAGAGAAAACAGGCUAAUACAUUGACCAGACAGCAAAAGGCUACACUUAUGAAAAUGCAACAGGGUGCAGAUGUAACAGAGACUUCUGAAAUGAGUGGAGCUCGCCGAUCUGACAGUACUGAAAUCGUUAGUUCACCACAAGACUCUAAAUUUACUUACGGCACCGAUAGUGCUUCGUCUAAUACUGCACAACAAUCUGGUGAACAUUCUGCCGAAGAUGGACAAGAAAAUCAAGGCACUAAUGCUGAUGAAGGUGGAGAAGCAGCCGCUGGCGGAGAAUUUAUGUCUGAAGAUUAUGAGCAAAAGAAAAAUGCUGAAGCAACAUCGGAAGAUAAUCAAAAGGACAACAUUGAAGAAGCAGUAGAGGGCGAUGAUGAUUUUAAUGAAGAAGAAGCUGGUGAUUCUGUAGAAGCUUCCGAAAAUAUUGACAGUGAGAGCCAUCACAGUAGUGGAGCUACACAAUCUGAAAUUCAAGAUAUACAACAAAAUCAAAUUGAAGCCACUUCAGAAGACAAUGAGGGUGCCGAUGGCGUUUCUUCAGAGGGAGAAAAACAAGCUGUCGAAGAAGUUGAGGAGGAGGGCCGUGAAGCAGAAGCUUCUACCUCACCGUCUAUAAAUACCCGAUCUAAGGCAACAAAAGGCACACCCUCAAAUAGAAGACAGAAUAGAGGUGGUUUUCAACGUGGCGGUAGUCGUCCCACUCCCAUAGUAUGGCAAGAUUCCCCAGGCAAUUCACGUAAUGCUGCCAACAACCAACCGGGCAGCCCUGGACGUGGUGCUUUUGGUAAUCAGAGAGGCCAACGCGCUAGACGCAUGCGACGACCAGGCGGUGGCAAUUUUUCCAAUAGAAUUUAAUUUUAAUAAAACUUAAUUUAAACAUCGG